AUGGGGCGACAAACUACACAUUCUUAUGUUCAUCCCUCAUCACAGACGAGAAAAUGCAGUAGAACCUGCUACAACAGACAGAGAUGUGUGUACGUAAAAUUCGAAGUUUCUAUCUAUCUAUCUAUCUAUCUAUCUAUCUAUCUAUCUAUCUAUCUAUCUAUCUAUCUAUCUAUCUAUCUCAGUCUCUUCAUGAUCUAUCUAUCUAUCUAUCUAUCUAUCUAUCUUAGCCAGUGUAUUAUCUAUCUAUCUAUCUAUCUAUCUAUCUAUCUAUCUAUCCCAUUCUGUUCAGAUCUAAGUCUAUUCACAUCUAUCUAUAUAUUCUCUGUUAUUCAACUUUUUCUUUUUUCUGUUUCUAUCUUUAUGGCGCCUUUUUUUUCAUGUGAUUUCUUUCUUUCUUUCUUUCUUUUUCUUUCUUUCUUUCUUUCUGUUGCUGUAACGACCAUGACUGCCAUUCAGUUCUUUCUUUCUUUCUUUCUUUCUUUCUUUCUUUCUGUUGCUGUAACGACCAUGACUGCCAUUCAGUUCUUUCUUUCUUUCUUUCUUUCUUUCUUUCUUUCUUUCUUUCUUUCUGUUGCUGUAACGACCAUGACUGUCAUUCAGUUCUUUCUUUCUUUUUUCUUUCUUUCUUUCUUUCUUUCUUUCUUUCUUUUUUGUUUCUGUAACUGUUACCAUGACUGUCAUUCUGUUCUUUCUUUCUUUCUUUUCUUUCUUUCUUUCUUUCUUUCUUUCUUUCUUUCUUUCUUCCUUUCUUUCUGUUGCUGUAACUACCAUGACUGUCAUUCUGUUCUUUUCUUUCUUUCUUUCUUUCUUUCUUUUCUUUCUUUCUUUUCUGUUGCUGUAAUCCACCAUGACUGCCAUUCAGUUCUUUCUUUCUUUCUUUCUUUCUUUCUUUUCUUUCUUUCUUUCUGUUGCUGUAACGACCAUGACUGUCAUUCAGUUCUUUCUUUUUUUUUUUUUCUUUCUUUCUUUCUUUCUUUCUUUCUUUCUUUCUGUUGCUGUAACUACCAUGACUGUCAUUCUGUUCUUUCUUUCUUUCUUUCUUUCUUUCUUUCUUUCUUUCUUUCUUUCUGUUGCUGUAACUACCAUGACUGUCAUUCAGUUCUUUCUUUCUUUCUUUUCUUUUUUCUUUCUUUCUUUUUUUUCUUUUUUCUUUUCUGUUGCUGUAACGACCAUGACUGUCAUUCAGUUCUUUCUUUCUUUCUUUCUUUCUUUCUUUCUUUCUUUCUUUCUUUCUUUCUUUCUUUCUGUUGCUGUAACGACCAUGACUGUCAUUCAGUUCUUUCUUUCUUUCUUUCUUUCUGUUGCUGUAACGACCAUGACUGUCAUUCAGUUCUUUCUUUCUUUCUUGCUUUCUUUCUUUCUUUCUUUCUUUCUUUCUUUCUUUCUUUCUUUCUGUUGCUUUCUUUCUGUUGCUUUAUUUCAUUUUCUUUCUUUCUUUCUUUUUUCUUUCUUUCUUUCUUUCUUUCUGUUGUAACUUUCUUUCUUAACUGUCAUUCUGUUCUGUCUUUCUUUCUUUCUUUUCUUUCUUUCUUUUUCUUUCUUUCUUUCUUUCUUUCUGUUGCUGUAACGACCAUGACUGUCAUUCAGUUCUUUCUUUCUUUCUUUCUUUCUGUUGCUGUAACGACCAUGACUGUCAUUCAGUUCUUUUCUUUCUUUUUCUUUCUUUCUUUCUUUCUUUCUUUCUUUCUUUCUUUCUUUCUUUCUUUCUUUCUGUUGCUUUCUUUCUUUCUUUCUUUUUCUUUCUUUCUUUCUUUCUUUCUUUCUUUCUUUCUUUCUUUCUUUUCUUUCUUUUCUUUCUUUCUUUCUUUCUGUUGCUGUAACGACCAUGACUGUCAUUCAGUCAUUCUUUCUUUCUUUCUUUCUUUCUUUCUUUCUUUCUUUUUUUUCUUUUCUGUUGCUGUAACGACCAUGACUGUCAUUCAGUUCUUUCUUUCUUUCUUUUUCUUCUUUCUUUCUUUCUUUCUUUCUUUCUUUAUUUCUUUCUGUUUCAUGACUGUUUUUCUUUCUUUCUUUUCUUUCUUUCUUUCUUUCUUUCUUUCUUUUCUUUCUUUCUUUCUUUCUUUCUGUUAUUGUAACGACCAUGACUGUCAUUCUGUUCUUUUCUUUCUUUCUUUCUUUCUUUCUUUUUUUUCUGUUGCUGUAACUGUCAUGACUGUCAUUCAGUUCUUUUUUUUCUUUCUUUCUUUCUUUCUGUUUUCCAUGACUGUCAUUCAGUUCUUUCUUUCUUUUAUUGCUUUCUUUCUUUCUUUCUUUCUUUCUUUCUUUUUUCUUUCUUUCUUUCUUUCUUUCUGUUGUUGUAACUACCAUGACUGUCAUUCAGUUCUUUCUUUCUUUCUUUUUUCUUUCUGUUGCUGUAACGACCAUGACUGUCAUUCAGUUCUUUCUUUUCUUUCUUUUUCUUUCUGUUGCUGUAACGACCAUGACUGUCAUUCAGUUCUUUCUUUCUUUCUUUCUUUCUGUUGCUGUAACGACCAUGACUGUCAUUCAGUUCUUUCUUUCUUUCUUGCUUGCUUUCUUUCUUUCUUUCUUUCUUCAGUUUUCUUUCUUUUUUUUUCUGUUGCUGUAACGACCAUGACUGUCAGUUCAGUUCUUUCUUUCUUUCUUUCUUUCUGUUGCUGUAACGACCAUGACUGUCAUUCAUUCUUUCUUUCUUUCUUUCUUCUUUCUUUCUUUCUUUCUUUUCUUUCUGUUGCUGUAACGACCAUGACUGUCAUUCAGUUCUUUUCUUUCUUUCUUUCUUUUUUUCUUUCUUUUUUUUCUUUUAACUUCAUUUCUUUCUUUCUUUCUUUCAUUCUUUUCUUUCUUUCUUCUUUCUUUCUUUCUUUCUGUUGCUGUAACGACCAUGACUGUCAUUCAGUUCUUUCUUUCUUUCUUUCUUUCUGUUGCUGUAACGACCAUGACUGUCAUUCAGUUCUUUUCUUUUCUUUCUUUGCUUUCUUUCUUUCUUUCUUUCUUUCUGUUUUGUUUCUUUCAUUUCUGUCAUUUGACUUCAUUCAGUUCUUUCUUUCUUUCUUUCUUUCUGUUGCUGUAACGACCAUGACUGUCAUUCAGUUCUUUCUUUCUUUCUUUCUUUCUGUUGCUGUAACGACCAUGACUGUCAUUCAGUUCUUUCUUUCUUUCUUUCUUUCUGUUGCUGUAACGACCAUGACUGUCAUUCAGUUCUUUCUUUUUCUUGCUUUCUUUUUUCUUUCUUUCUUUCUUUUCUUCUUUCUUUCUUUCUGUUGCUUUGACUUCAUUCAGUUCUUUCUUUCUUUCUUUCUUUCUGUUGCUGUAACGACCAUGACUGUCAUUCAGUUCUUUCUUUUUCUUUCUUUCUUUUUCUGUUGUUGUAACGACCAUGACUGUCAUUCAUUUCUUUCUUUUUCUUUCUGUUGCUGUAACGACCAUGACUGUCAUUCAGUUCUUUUUUCUUUCUUUUCUUUCUUUUCUUUCUUUCUUUCUUUUUCUUUCUUUCUUUCUUUCUUUCUGUUCUGUUGUAACUACUAUGACUGUCAUUCAGUUCUUUCUUUCUUUCUUUCUUUCUGUUGCUGUAACGACCAUGACUGUCAUUCAGUUCUUUCUUUCUUUCUUUCUUUCUGUUGCUUUCGACCAUUGUCUUUCAGUUCUUUCUUUCUUUCUUUCUUUCUGUUGCUUUCUUUCUUUCUUUCUUUCUUUCUUUCUUUCUUUCUUUCUUUUUUUCUUUUUCUUUCUGUUGCUGUAACGACCAUGACUGUCAUUCAGUUCUUUUCUUUCUUUUCUUUCUUUCUUUCUUUCUUUCUUUUCUUUCUUUCUUUCUUUCUUUCUGUUGAUGUUCUUUUCAUGACUGUCAUUCAGUUCUUUCUUUCUUUCUUUCUUUCUUUCUUUUUUCUUUCUUUUUUCUUCUUUUGUUUCAUUUUCUUUCUUUCUUUCUUUCUUUCUGUUGCUGUAACGACCAUGACUGUCAUUCAGUUCUUUUUUUCUUUCUUUCUUUCUGUUCUUGUCUUUUUCAUGACCGUCAUUCAUUUCUUUUCUUUCUUUUUCUUUUCUUUCUUUUCUUUCUUUCUUUUUUCUUUCUUUCUUUCUUUCUUUCUGUUGUUUUCUUUCUUUCUUUCUUUCUUUCUUUCUUUCUUUUUUCUUUCUUUCUUUCUUUCUUUUGUUGCUGUAACGACCAUGACUGUCAUUCAGUUCUUUUCUUUCUUUCUUUCUUUUUUUUCUUUCUUUCUUUCUGUUGCUGUUCAUGACUGUCAUUCUGUUCUUUUCUUUCUUUUUUCUUUCUUUCUUUCUUUCUUUCUUUCUUUUCUUUUGUUGCUUUUUCAUUUUUCUUUUCUUUCUUUCUUUCUUUCUUUUUCUUUCUUUCUUUCUGUUUCUUUACCACUCAUGACUGUCAUUCAGUUCUUUCUUUCUUUUCUUUCUUUCUGUUGCUGUAACGACCAUGACUGUUCUUUCUUUCUUUUCUUUCUUUCUUUCUUGCUUUCUUUCUUUCUUUCUUUUCUUUCUUUUUCUUUUUUUUCUUUCUUUCUUUCUUUCUUUCUUUCUGUUGCUGUAACGACCAUGACUGUCAUUCAGUUCUUUUUUUUUUCUUUCUUUCUUUCUGUUGCUGUAACGACCAUGACUGUCAUUCAGUUCUUUCUUUCUUUCUUUUUUUCUGUUGCUGUAACGACCAUGACUGUCAUUCAGUUCUUUCUUUCUUUCUUUCUUUUUUCUUUCUUUUCUUUCUUUCUUUCUUUCUUUCUUUCUUUCUUUCUUUCUUUCUUCUGUUGCUGUAUUCAGUUCUACCAUGACUGUCAUUCAGUUCUUUCUUUUUCUUUCUUUCUUUCUGUUGCUGUAACGACCAUGACUGUCAUUCAGUUCUUUCUUUCUUUCUUUUUUUUUCUGUUGCUUUCUUUCUUUCUUUCUUUCUGUUGCUGUAACGACCAUGACUGUCAUUCAGUUCUUUCUUUUUUCUUUCUUUCUUUCUGUUGCUGUAACGACCAUGACUGUCAUUCUUUCUUUCUUUCUUUCUUUUUCUUUCUUUUUUCUUUCUGUUGCUGUGACGACCAUGACUGUCAUUCAGUUCUUUCUUUCUUUCUUUCUUUCUGUUGCUGUAACGACCAUGACUGUCAUUCAGUUUUUUCUUUCUUUCUUUCUUUCUUUCUUUCUUUCUUUCUUUCUGUUUCUGUAACUACCAUGACUGUCAUUCAGUUCUUCUUUUCUUUUCUUUCUUUCUUUUCUGUUGCUGUAACGACCAUGACUGUCAUUCAGUUCUUUUUUUCUUUCUUUCUUUCUGUUGCUUUCUUUCUUUCUUUCUUGCUUUCUUUUUUCUUUCUUUCUUUUUUCUUUCUUUCUUUCUGUUGCUGUUGCUGUAACUACCAUGACUGUCAUUCAGUUCUUUCUUUCUUUCUUUCUUUCUGUUGCUGUAACGACCAUGACUGUCAUUCAGUUCUUUCUUUCUUUCUUUCUUUCUUUCUUUCUUUCUUUCUUUCUUUCUUUCUUUCUUUCUUUCUUUCUGUUGCUGUAACUACCAUGACUGUCAGUUCAGUUCUUUCUUUUUCUUUCUUUUCUUUUCUGUUGCUUUCUUUCUUUCUUUCUUGCUUUCUUUCUUUCUUUCUUUCUUUCUUUCUUUCUGUUGCUGUAACGACCAUGACUGUCAUUCAGUUCUUUCUUUCUUUCUUUCUUUCUUUCUGUUGCUGUAACGACCAUGACUGUCAUUCAGUUCUUUCUUUCUUUCUUUCUUUCUGUUGCUGUAACGACCAUGACUGUCAUUCAGUUCUUUCUUUCUUUCUUUCUUUCUGUUGCUGUAACGACCAUGACUGUCAUUCAGUUCUUUCUUUCUUUCUUUCUUUCUGUUGCUGUAACUACCAUGACUGUCAUUCAGUUCUUUCUUUCUUUCUUUCUUUCUUUCUUUCUUUCUUUCUUUCUUUCUUUCUUUCUGUUGCUGUAACUACCAUGACUGUCAUUCAGUUCUUUCUUUCUUUCUUUCUUUCUGUUGCUGUAACGACCAUGACUGUCAUUCAGUUCUUUUUCUUUCUUUCUUUCUUUCUUUCUGUUGCUGUAACGACCAUGGCUGUCAUUCAGUUCUUUCUUUCUUUCUUUCUUUCUGUUGCUGUAACUACCAUGACUGUCAUUCAGUUCUUUCUUUCUUUCUUUCUUUCUUUCUUUCUUUCUUUCUUUCUUUCUUUCUUUCUGUUGCUGUAA
This is a messenger RNA of Acanthosepion pharaonis, 6132 nucleotides long. NCBI's taxonomy places the organism in Eukaryota, Metazoa, Mollusca, Cephalopoda, Sepiida, Sepiidae. The record is from the annotation of a GenBank genome assembly.